AUGGCCGCAAGAUCAAUUAUGAGCCAUGGCUCCGAAACGCUAGACCUAUUCACGUGCCGGUCGCAGCCCAAAAUCGAGAUUGAGCUGGUCGGCCAGGUCCCGGGUCUCGUCAACUCAUAUACCACCGGCGACCUGAUCGAGGGCACAGCGAAAAUCACUGUGGACCACGAAACACGCUUUGACAAAGUUGAAAUCAUGUUCCAAGGCACAUCGCACACGGCCGUCGAGCGGGCAUCGUGCCCCGGCCGUACAGGGUCACAGCAUAUGUUCCUCAAGCUCCGCCAGCCAAUCGAGGAGUCUGAAUAUCCCUUCCCCCGGAUUCUGGAGGCAGGCCGCUCAUACGACUUUCCGUUCACAUUCGUCGUGCCAGAUCGUCUCCUGCCGCAGGUCUGCACCCACGCACGAACCAAUGUUCACAUUCACCAUGCGCACACCAUGCUUCCACCGACACUAGGGGAUCCUAUGAUUGCAGGCAAUGGGAAAACCCUGCUGGAUGAUAUGGUGCCCGAUAUGAGUCAAAUCUCAUAUAUUGUUCGGGCGGCUGUUCUAAAGAGAUCUCGAACGGACUCGCACAACCUUAAGACCCUGGCGAACCUUGCAAAGAAGGUUCGCAUUAUCCCGACUGUGGAGGAGGAGCCUCCGAUCAAUGUUGUCGACCACCCCGUCUACUGCACGCGAAAGGAGAAGAAUGUUAAGCGCGGGUUCCUGCGAGGCAAGCUCGGCCGACUGCUUGCUUCUGCGCCGCAGCCGAAGCCAAUUCGCUUGCUUCCCCCGAGCUGCGAGUCCAGCGAUACAGUCAGCACUAUGACAACGGUACAGCUCCGGUUCGACCCUGUUGAUGACGAGCAGCCACCCCGGCUCGGCUCGAUGACUAGCAAGAUCAAGGCUAGCACCUUCUACAGCGCAGGCCCCUGGGAUGAUUUCCCUUCGCAGUCUAGCACCGCGGCCUUCUCCCAGACUGGCCGGGGCCUCUUUACCGAGUCUGUUCCACUCUCCAACAUGUGCGUCGGCUCCGCGAAAUGGGUCAAGCACUCUGCAUCGACCGAGUGUGAGCGCCGCGACUCCCUGCAGUCCACUACCUCGGAUGAUUCAACCGUCUCAUCGGCUUCCUUCUCGGGCGACACCUACUACACAGCAUCAGUAGUGGUGCCUAUCAGCCUCCCGAGCAAUAAAACCUUCGUCCCGACCUUCCACUCCUGCCUGAUGUCUCGCACCUACUCGCUCGAGCUAUCGUUGACCUACCACACCCCGAGCACAAACGUCCUCACGCCUACCAUCUCUCUCCGUUUGCCCAUUCAGGUCAUUACUCCAAAGUACGUCGAAUCGUUCAAGUCUGAUUUAGGCAUGAGUGUGACACAGGAAGAACUGGACGAAUUCUUCCAGCCGCACUCGGGGGCUCCCCGCAGCGAACCGGUUGUCGAUGUCAGCCUUGGGCCUCCUGGGUACUCGGAGACGGUCCUCAGCUCGCGUUUUAGAGGCGUGCGGGCUACACAUUGA
Messenger RNA from Penicillium canariense, 1497 nucleotides. Its product is annotated as arrestin (or S-antigen), N-terminal domain protein. Lineage: Eukaryota; Fungi; Ascomycota; Eurotiomycetes; Eurotiales; Aspergillaceae. The record is from RefSeq and is a predicted model, not a curated record. The transcript has 2 exons. The coding region runs from base 1 to 1497 and encodes 498 amino acids.